Thrips palmi is the source of this 2037-nucleotide messenger RNA. It is a transcript of the gene AsnRS, whose product is annotated as asparagine--tRNA ligase, cytoplasmic. Gene Ontology annotation, biological process: asparaginyl-tRNA aminoacylation. The record is from RefSeq and is a predicted model, not a curated record. Gene Ontology annotation, molecular function: ATP binding; asparagine-tRNA ligase activity; nucleic acid binding. The transcript has 12 exons. Gene Ontology annotation, cellular component: cytoplasm. Lineage: Eukaryota; Metazoa; Arthropoda; Insecta; Thysanoptera; Thripidae. The coding region runs from base 183 to 1853 and encodes 556 amino acids.
UCGACUUCGUCGAUUUCGACGCGCCGAACCUCCCCUCCCCCUGCCCCUCUCCCACCGACACCGACGGGCCGUCGAGUCGACUCGACGACGACGACGAGGGCGACGGCGAACACUUCACCUCUCCACUUUGAUCGGCGUGCUGUGGAGCCGUGUCACCAUAUUGAAGUCCACAUAGCACGAAAAUGGCUGACUUGAAUGUGGGUGAUUUAAAAAUUGGAGAAAUUUACACUUCAGAUAAAAAUGGAAGUGAUGAAAGUGGCAAUGGUACGGAGGCAAAGCCCUAUAAAACCAUCAUUCAAGCAAUGAGACAUGCUGGUAAAGAGCCUUUCCCAGUUAUUUAUGUUGAUGGAAAGGAAGAGGGAGUGAAAUAUGAAGCUGCUGCCAAAUCUCAGCUAAAAAAGAUAACAAAAUUAUGGGCUCGUGAGCAACACAAGAAUGAAGCCAAAUCCCAGAGGGAGGAGGAAGAUGCUGAAAAGAGAAACAAGAACCUUGAAGAUGCUAAGAAAAUAAAAAUUGAAGAAAACAAGAGCCUUCCUCCUGCUGAGCGUAUCAAGAUUUCCCACACUGCCAAAUACAGAGACAGGAGGGUCAAGAUUUUUGGCUGGGUUCAUCGUCUGAGGCGUCAGGGCAAGGCUCUGAUGUUUGUUACACUGAGAGAUGGUACUGGUUUUCUCCAGUGUGUUAUGAAUGACCUUCUUUGUCAAACAUAUGAGGCCUUAGUUCUCUCCACUGAAUCUUCUAUCCAAGUUUUUGGAACUCUGAAGGCAGUUCCAGAGGGAAAGAAUGCUCCUGGUGGUCAUGAGUUGAUUGUGGACUACUGGACUCUGAUUGGUCUUUCUCCUGCUGGAGGGGCUGACAACCUUCUUAAUGAAGAUGCUCACCCUGAUAUCCAACUGGAUAACAGGCACAUGAUGAUUCGAGGAGAAAAUACUUCCAAGGUUUUGAGAAUGCGCUCAGUGGUAUUGCAAGCUUUCAGAGACCACUAUGCCAGCCGUGGUUACUGUGAAGUCACACCUCCUACCUUAGUCCAGACUCAGGUAGAGGGAGGUGGUACACUAUUUAAGUUUGAUUACUUUGGUGAGGAAGCAUUUUUGUCUCAGAGUUCUCAACUGUACUUGGAAACUUGCAUCCCCACUUUAGGUGAUGUCUUCAGCUUUGCUCAAAGUUACCGUGCUGAGCAGAGUAGAACCCGCAGACAUUUAGCUGAAUAUACUCAUGUGGAAGCAGAAUGCCCUUUCAUUACAUUUGACGAUCUCUUGGAUCGCCUGGAAGAUAUGGUUUGUGACGUGGUUGACAGAGUCUUGGCCUCUCCUUAUGGAGAAAUUGUCAAGGAGUUGAACCCUAACUUCCAGAAACCUUCCAAGCCAUUUUUACGUAUGAACUACAGUGAUGCUAUCAAGUGGUUGAAGGAAAACAAUGUUACCAAAGAAGAUGGCACAUUUUAUGAAUUUGGAGAGGAUAUUCCAGAAAUGCCUGAAAGAAAAAUGACAGAUGCAAUUAACAAGCCGAUCAUGCUUUGCCGCUUCCCUGCUGAGAUCAAAUCAUUUUACAUGGCUAAGUGCCCAGAAGAUAAAAGACUAACUGAAUCGGUUGAUGUUUUACUUCCUAAUGUUGGUGAAAUUGUUGGAGGAUCCAUGCGUUCUUGGGAUUUGGAAGAGCUCCUUGAUGGCUACAAGCGAGAAGGCAUUGACCCCAAACCCUACUACUGGUACACAGACCAGAGGAAAUAUGGAUCAUGUCCUCAUGGCGGAUAUGGUUUGGGACUGGAGCGUUUCCUGUGUUGGUUGCUCAACCGCUACCACAUUAGAGAAGUUUGUUUGUACCCACGGUUUCUUGGUCGCUGCAGACCAUAGAUAUUAUCUUCUAAUUUUUGUUUAACUUAUAUUCUGCAUUUAAAGUGCUGAGCAGGCUGAAAUGAAUUUGAAUAAUGUAAAUAAUUGUUGCUGUUUGGGUGUUUUUAUUCUUUUAUAAUCUCAAUUUGCUUUUUUGAACAUUGGCCAAUCAGAGAUAGGUGAUAAUAAAAUCAUGAAGCACACA